CGCUGUCAUUUCGAGCGGAGAUGAUGAAGUCCUGGUGAUCGAUUUGCUGCGCAUAUUAAAAGUGUCUCAACCAGCUGUCUUGGGUCCUGUCACACCAAGCAUCAUUCGUCAUGCCUUCUACCAUUUCUGUACUUGCUGCGGGGGUUCUUGUGCCUGUUUUGGGCGCGGUGGCUGCUAAGCUUCCUUCUACGGCUCAGAUUAUUGAUCAGAAGUCGUUCAAUGUCUUGAAGGAUGUGCCGCCUCCUGCAGUAGCCAAUGAUUCUUUGGUGUUUACUUGGCCCGGUGUAACUGAGGAGUCUCUUGUUGAGAAGCCUUUCCAUGUUUACGAUGAAGAGUUCUACGACGUCAUUGGAAAGGAUCCCUCUUUGACCCUCAUCGCAACAUCGGAUACCGACCCCAUCUUCCAUGAGGCUGUUGUAUGGUAUCCUCCUACUGAAGAGGUCUUCUUUGUACAGAAUGCUGGCGCUCCUGCCGCUGGCACUGGCUUGAACAAGUCAUCUAUCAUCCAGAAGAUUUCUCUCAAGGAGGCUGAUGCUGUUCGCAAGGGAAAGCAGGAGGAGGUCAAGGUUACUGUCGUUGACUCAAAUCCUCAGGUCAUCAACCCCAAUGGUGGCACUUACUACAAGGGCAACAUCAUCUUCGCUGGUGAGGGCCAGGGUGACGAUGUUCCUUCUGCUCUGUACCUUAUGAACCCCCUCCCUCCUUACAACACCACCACCCUUCUCAACAACUACUUCGGUCGCCAGUUCAACUCGCUCAACGAUGUCGGCAUCAACCCCAGGAACGGUGACCUGUACUUCACCGAUACCCUCUAUGGGUAUCUCCAAGACUUCCGUCCUGUUCCUGGUCUGCGAAACCAAGUCUAUCGUUACAACUUUGACACUGGCGCUGUUACUGUUGUCGCUGAUGACUUUACCCUUCCCAACGGUAUUGGCUUUGGCCCCGACGGCAAGAAGGUUUACGUCACCGACACUGGCAUUGCUCUCGGUUUCUACGGUCGCAACCUCUCUUCUCCCGCUUCUGUUUACUCCUUCGAUGUGAACCAGGACGGUACUCUGCAGAACCGCAAGACCUUUGCUUAUGUUGCCUCAUUCAUCCCCGAUGGUGUCCACACUGACUCCAAGGGCCGUGUUUAUGCCGGUUGUGGUGAUGGUGUCCAUGUCUGGAACCCAUCUGGCAAGCUCAUCGGCAAGAUCUACACCGGAACUGUUGCUGCUAACUUUCAGUUUGCUGGCAAGGGAAGGAUGAUUAUCACUGGACAGACCAAGCUGUUCUAUGUCACCCUUGGAGCGUCAGGCCCCAAGCUGUAUGACUAGAGAAGUUCUCUUCUUCAUAGGCACAUGGAUAAUAGAAUAUGGCCUUUAAUAUCUGCCUGGUCGUUUCUUGCAAUGUUCCAGUUCUCUCUUCGUUGGAUUCUGCCUUGAAACCAUGAAGCAGCAUCUUCUUCUUCAAAACUCGAGAAUGUACGAGUGGUUUCUUGGCUGAAAUAAAUAUCCAGUACAGAUCAAUCAGCCUAAGUCUUUCCAUCUCGAAGCAUCAGAUCAUGAAUGCAUAUUUUGUAACCCCGCUUUCACCCAUACAAUCGUAG
Molecule: messenger RNA, 1588 nt
Organism: Fusarium redolens
Lineage: Eukaryota; Fungi; Ascomycota; Sordariomycetes; Hypocreales; Nectriaceae
Product: D-lactonohydrolase
Exons: 6
Coding region: 111-1316 (401 amino acids)
Source: RefSeq, a predicted model, not a curated record